GCCCGUCCUCCAAAGCGCAAACAAUCGCAACAAGCGAGGCUGGGGCGAGGGGGACGGAAGCGCCUGGACUUCCUCCCUUCCUCGCUCCCUCCCUCGGCUCCCAUUGGCUUGGCGAGGUUAUGAAAGCCUUGAAUGGGCGACCGCGAGGCACCUUGGCCGCCUUUGCAACGGGGAGGAAGCGGGGAGAGGCGGCGGGGGGCUCCCGGCCAUGAAGUCCGCGGCGGUGGUGCUGGCCGGCUUGCUGGCCCUGGGCGCCUAUUACGUCUACCUGCCUCUGCCCGGCACCGUCUCCCAGCCCUGGCGGCUCAUGGCCCUGGAUGCCGCCUUCAGGGUCGCGCAGGACACGUGUAACCUGGCUCAUUUCCUGGGAAUUGGCCACCACCUCAGAGUUCUGAACUUCCUUAUUGGUUCAUUUGACCAGACAAAUUCCCAAACUUCUGAACGAGUGAAGAUAACAGAUACUCAGUUUGAUGGUGUGGAGGUCAGAGUAUAUGAACCCUCUCAAGAAGGAGAAAAGAGACUAAAACGUAGUGUGGUCUACAUUCAUGGAGGAGGAUGGGCUCUGGCAAGUGCAAGAGGUGGUUACUACAAUAACCUGUGCUUGGUUAUGGCUGAGUCUCUGGAUGCUGUCAUUGUCUCAAUUGAGUACAGGUUGGUGCCAGAUUUCCACUUCCCUGCUCAGUUUGAUGAUGUCAUGAAUGCUGUGAAACACUUCAUGCUUCCCGAGGUCCUGGCACACUAUUCCGUGGAUCCCAACAGAGUUGCAAUUUCUGGUGACAGUGCAGGAGGAAACUUGGCAGCCGCUGUGUGCCAAGAGAUGACCCAAGAGGAGAAUGUCACCAACCAAUUUAAACUGCAAGCUCUCAUCUAUCCAGUCCUCCAGCCACUGGAUUUCAACACUCCCUCGUACCAGCAGAACGAAAUCACGGCUGUCCUUUCCCGCUUCGUCAUGGUGAAGUUCUGGCUUGACUAUUUCAACGGAGACUAUGACUUUGCCUUUUCCAUGAUGAUGAACAACCACACUGCCCUUGAUGUGGACCUUGUCAGCCCUUUCCGAGAACGGUUGGAUUGGACUUUCCUCCUGCCUUCAAGGUUCAGAAAGAACUAUAAGCCAGCAGUGCCCGCAACAGGAAAGGCAGAGAUAAUCCAAGCUCUGCCAGCCCUGCUUGAUGUCCGUGCAGCUCCAUUGUUAGCCGAGCGGGAGGUCUUUCGCCUCCAGCCGAAAACUUACAUCUUGACUUGCGAGAUUGAUGUUCUGAGAGAUGAUGGUCUAAUGUAUGCCAAGCGAUUGGAGAAAGCUGGGGUGGAGGUGACUGUGGAUCACUUUGAAGACUGCUUCCAUGGCUGUAUGAUCUUCACUGUUUGGCCUACAAACUUUUUUGCGGGGCAUCUAACCAGGGACAGCUAUAUCAAGUGGUUAGAUCAAAACCUGUGAAACAAAUGGGCUUUCCCCACCAUAUAUACAAACUAACCAACCCUAAGGGGUUCCAAAGCUAUGUAUGCUCCUUAUACAAUUUUGUGCCAUCCGUUUUAAGAUCUCGUGGAUGUCAAUUAGAGCAUAACCUAGCAUGUGCCCCUUUGUCUCUCAUAUGACUUGUUUGCACUUGCAAAUAGCAGUUUUGUCUUAAUCCAUUUGUCAGCCUAAAGCCUAAUCUACCAUGCAGAAUAAAAAGGUAAUAAAUUAGGCAGCUCCACCUCAGACUCUGGCAGUGGGGCAGAAUGCCA
Messenger RNA from Anolis carolinensis (green anole), 1725 nucleotides. RefSeq names its product neutral cholesterol ester hydrolase 1 (gene nceh1). Gene Ontology annotation, cellular component: membrane. Gene Ontology annotation, molecular function: lipase activity; carboxylic ester hydrolase activity. The transcript has 5 exons. Lineage: Eukaryota; Metazoa; Chordata; Lepidosauria; Squamata; Anolidae. The coding region runs from base 209 to 1435 and encodes 408 amino acids. The record is from RefSeq and is a predicted model, not a curated record.